CCCAUCGCGUCUGCUCUCUUCGCCGCCGGAGCAGCGAUGGCGACCGCGUCGCGACUGUGGAGCCACCUCCGCCGCUCCCGCCCUCGCUUCUCCUCCCUCUCCGCCGCUCCCUCUCUCUCCCCUUGUCCUCACUCCCGCGCUCAUCCUCGCUCCGGCCCCUGCCCGCUCCCUCCGCCUCUCCUCCGGCCCGGCCGUCGAUUUUCUUCUUCCGCUCCGUGGGGGCGCCGACGACGGCGACGGCGACGGCGAUUUCGGCUUCCGGGGCCCGGCGAGUCGGCGGCGUUCGUCCCCGACGUCGCGCGCGGCGCCGGGAUCGACGACGUGAUCGAAGCGGCCGCGAGCGGCGCGGAGGAGUCGAUUCUUCCCGUCAAAGCCUUGAUCUCUCUCCUCGAUGGUUAUCACGACGUCACUGGCUUGCCUUGGUGGGUCGUGAUCGCUUCCUCCACCUUGGCGUUGAGGGCGGCGCUCUUCCCCGUGCUCGUUUUGCAGCUGAAGAAGAUGAAGAGAAUUUCCGAGCUGUUUCCGAAAUUGCCUCCGCCCCUGCCACCGCCUUUCUCAGGAAGGAGUUAUAUCAAUCAGAUUUCACUCUUCCAGAGGGAGAGAAAAGCAAGUGGGUGCCCUUCGCUUUUAUGGUUCCUUGCAUACCUUUCUGUCCAGGUCCCAUUUUUUCUCCUAUGGAUGACUAGUAUACGGAGGAUGUCUCUUGACCAUCAUCCUGGAUUUGAUUGUGGCGGAAUCUUAUGGUUCCAGAAUUUAUCUGAACUUCCUCACGGCACCUUGGGCCACAUACUUCCCCUGGUGAUUGCUGGUCUGCAUUUUAUGAAUGUGCAGGUAUCUUUUUCCAGGAGAGAGGUUCGCGAAGUUAGUGGUGUGUUCGGCUUAUUAGCAAAGAUCUAUAAAUACUAUCUGUAUCUUAUGUCAGCCCCAAUCCUGUAUAUUGGUCACUGUAUUCCUCAGGGUAGUUUAGUCUACUGGGUGACCAAUGCUUCAGUGACUCUUUUUCAGCAAAUAGCUCUCAAGCAUCCAGCUGUUCGUUCAAAGUUGGGUUUGCUGGUGGAGGACAUCUCUAAAAGUGCUGCCAAACCUGAAGAGAUGGCGACAUCUCACCCUCCCUCAGAUUCCUCAAUGGAACAGAGUGAAGUUCCUGUGCAAAACUUAUCACCUAGACAACUGCAUUCUCUUUCAGUCGUGCUAAUUGCUAAGGGCCAAAUCUAUCAAGCUAUUCCUUUGCUUGAAUUGGCACUUGAGAAAGAUCCGGAAUGUGUAAGUGCAAUGAUUGGGUUGGGGCAGGCUUUAUUGCAAGAUGAAGAGCCAGCAGAGGCUGCUGAGCAUUUAGAGCGUGCUAUUUCCAAGAUUUUUGUUGCUCAUUAUCUUACGGAAGCUGAGUAUACAGAUCUUUUGGUUGGCGCAUCCCAGUGGGCUGGUUUUGCUUAUUUAAAGCAGGGCAAGAAAGAUGAAGCGCUUCGCCACUUGGAAAGAAUUCCUUUGCUGAAAGAACCGGAUGAACCAAAGAGCAAAGAGAUUUAUUACGAUGGGUUGGUCCUGCUAGCAGUUUGUUUGUCCAUCGAAGGUCGGAAGGCUGAAGCUGCUAAGCAUCUGCGUUUAGCUGUUGCUUAUGAUUCUUCUCACAAGUAUUUAUUGGAAAGUUUGGAGAAAGAUGAUGACAACUUAAUUAAUGAUCUCGUUAACAGCAGAAGAGCAGACUACUGAUCAACUUCUUACAGGACUUGGCCAUUGUCCUGUUCGUUUUCUGCAUGGUUUUACUCUCACCGGAGUGGCGAUUUUGGUUAGAACACUUGCCACUUUUUUAGGCCUUCAUUUCUUCACAAUGCCUUUCUCACAUUUGAUUACAAUAAUCCAUUGUUAUGUCAUAAGGCAAUUUUAUUAGAACGGCGCAUCGCAUAAUUGUUUCUGUACAUUAGGAUGGCAUAUGAAUGCCUUGAAUGUAUACGAUUCAUCACUUGUUUGUAAGAUCUGUUUAGUCUUCGGCGAUACAUUAUGACAUUUCAUGUAAGUUAUAUGUAUUUGACUGAUUACUUGGUAAUAGACUUAGAAGCCUUCGACAUGUUGCUGCUCA
Eucalyptus grandis is the source of this 2077-nucleotide messenger RNA. Its product is annotated as ALBINO3-like protein 2, chloroplastic. NCBI's taxonomy places the organism in Eukaryota, Viridiplantae, Streptophyta, Magnoliopsida, Myrtales, Myrtaceae. The transcript is spliced from 14 exons. The record is from RefSeq and is a predicted model, not a curated record. Gene Ontology annotation, biological process: mitochondrial respiratory chain complex IV assembly; protein insertion into mitochondrial inner membrane from matrix. Gene Ontology annotation, cellular component: mitochondrial inner membrane. Bases 37 to 1710 code for a protein of 557 amino acids. Gene Ontology annotation, molecular function: protein binding; membrane insertase activity.